AAAACUGACACGCCGAAAACGAAAAUAUUUUGCCGUUUCGAAGCUUUCUCCUCCUCUCUUCCUCUUCCUUCCCUUCCACAGUUCGAAUCCUCCCUCCCCUGUUCCAACCCCCGCAACCGCAAGAGCCCUAGUCGCCGCCGCCCGGGCUCCUCACGCCGGAAAAACCCCAGCUAAACCCUAGCGCGCAGCCGCCGCCGCCGCCGGCUGCGAUGGACCUGUACUCGGACGACGAUUCGGACCCGGAGUUCGACGAGGGCCUCCAGGAGGACCUGGACCUGGUCCGCCGCUCCUGCAUCGCCGCCGGCGCCGACCCCGCCGCCGCCUCCGCCGCCGCCCAGGUCUCCUCCUACCUCACCACCCCAUCCGUCCCCUCCUCCGCGGCGGCGCUGCCCGCGGCGGCGGGUGAUGGCUUGUCGGACGACGACGACGAGGAUGAGGAGGAGGAGGACGAGGACCUGGCCCUCGUCCGCAGCAUCCGCGAGAACCUCCACCUCAACAAGGCGUCCCCAUCCUCGCCGCUGCCCUCCGAGCCGCGCCCUAUCUGCGUCUGGCCGCCCUCCGACACGGACGACGACGACGAGGACGACCUCGAGACGCUCCGCGCGAUCCAGCGCCGCUUCUCGCACUACCAGGCCGGUGAGUCCACCUGCGACCCGGUUCCCUCUGAUUCUAAUCUGGAGGCGCCCGGUACCUCCACUGGGCCACCUGAAAACAUGAAAAACGAGACCUCAAAGGUGGGGGGAGAUGAAUUUAUUGCACAUCAACCUGGUGAAGAGGAUGUAGAAAAGCAAAACCCAAAGGCUCUCAAUCGAGCUCGGUUCCCAAAAGCUGCACUGUUGUUAGUGGAUGCUCUUAAGAAGAACAGAGCAUGCCAGAAGUUAAUUAGAAGGAAGAUGAUUAACAUUGAAGCAAAAAUUGAAGUAAAUAAGGAUCUCAGGGAUCGUGUCAAAUGUCUGAUGGAUUAUCAGUUAGGCUGCAGAAGAUCAUUUGGCAGAUUUUUGUGCCAGAAGGUGGAUCCUCGUGUUAGAUUGAUUUCCUCUCGAAAACCAAGUUUGCAAUCUGAAAAGAAGAUGUCUGCAUUACUUCAUGGCCCAGCUGAGAACCUUCAUGUUUCAGAGUAUAAAGCGGUACUGAAGCAAUUUCCGAUCUCGCUUCAGAAGCAAUCAUGGUCAGAUAUGGAGAAAGACAGUCUUGCUAAAGGAGUAAAGCAGCAGUACCAAGAAAUAUUGAUUAAGAACUCCAUGAAGAAUGGAAGUUCCACUGGCGACUUCAGUGCUUUAGAUAUAGCAUGUGCAAUGACGAACACCGCGGGUAAUUUUGAGGUGCCUCCUGAAAUUCUCCGGUCAGUCUUGCCAUUAGUAAAUUGGGACAAAAUUGCUGCUAUGUACCUACCUGGUCGAUCUGGUGCUGAAUGCGAAUCAAGGUGGCUAAACGUCGACGAUCCAUUGAUUAAUAACAAUGCUUGGACCGCACAUGAGGAGAAAACACUUAUACUAACUGUCCAAGAAAAAGGAAUGCAUAAUUGGAUUAACAUUGCAGUAGCAUUGGGUACUCAGAGAACACCUUUCCAAUGUCUUGCUCGUUAUCAACGAAGUCUUAAUCCCCACAUACUGAAGAGAGUCUGGACAAAAGAGGAAGAUCUCCAACUUCUAGCUGCCGUCGAAACUUUUGGUUGCAACUGGCAACUUGUAUCAGCUAGCAUGGAUGGUCGAAUUGGCAAUCAAUGCUCUAACAGGUGGAGGAAGACGUUACUCCCUGAAAGGACAAGGGUGGGGAGAUGGUCUGAGGAUGAGGACAAACGUCUCAUGGUAUCUGUCAAACUUUUUGGAUCUGGCAGCUGGAUUAAGAUCGCUCAAUUCGUUCCUGGCCGUACACAAAGUCAAUGCAGCGAGAGGUGGCGUAAUGUUCUUGAUCCAGAUAUAGAUCAUGGGGAGUGGCGUCCUGAAGAGGAUUCCAAGUUAUUGGCUUCUGUCCAUCAGGUUGGUGCCUGCUGGUCUAAGAUUGCUGGAGAUAUGAUUCCUCGCCGAACUGAUAAUAUGUGCUUGAGGCGAUGGAAAAGACUCUGUCAAGAUGAAGUACCUCGAGUUAUCGCUACCAAUCAAGUAAAGAAAUCUAUUUUCCAAACCAACUUUGUUGAUAGAGAAACAGAGCGACCUGCAAUUGGCCCCAGUGACUUCCCAUUACUUGUGUACUCCAAAGUUGAUAGAGGUGAUGGGAACACUGUAAGUGAUCAAGUCAAAAAACGCUCUAGAGGAACAUGCAAGGAUAAUCUGCCAGCUAGUGAUCCAUCAAAAUCUUCUGCUGAUGUUGCUUCUGUAAACACCACCACGAGAAAAUCAAGGAAAAAAUCAUCUGGAAGUGGAUCUGAAAUGCAAACUGGAGAGGAUAUAGCUGUGUCUAAUGGUGUCAACAAAUCCUCUAGUGGCCACAGUAGAGCCAGGAAGAGGAAAAGUAACAACGGUAACACCGUUGUUGUGCAAAAGAGAAUGAGGGGAUCAAUAUCUUUUGAUAAUGAGGCCAGUCUAGACAUACUUGGGGGGCCUAUCGGUAUCGACAAUGAGGCACCCAGAUCUGUUGGUAAAGAAGGCACAUCUGAAAAGAGAACAAAUGGCUUUAUGUCUGCUGGCAACGAGGGAACUCUCAAAAAGAAAAUGAGGGGCUCUAUCUCUGUUGGGGAUGAGCGAGCAGCCAAAAAAAAGGCGAGGGGUUCAGUCCCCAUCGGCAAUGAAGGCAACGCGGUGAAAAGGAAGAGAGCAACAAGGAAAUCAGCCAAAGAUAGUUCAGCAGCAGAUAUGGCUGAUGCUUGUGAGUUGGACCUUCCAACUCUGCUUUCUGAAGCUUCUGUGGAAAGAGAUGUUGAUACUGGAAAUGUUAACAAGAUGAAGCGGAAGUCUACCCCAAGACCCAGGCAUAUAAACAUAGCUGAAGGGGCUGCUGACGAAUAUUCGCGGCUUGCUGAUUGCCUGUCCUUUGCCCGUAGAAAUGGGACUAGCAGGAACAAAAGUUGCAGUAUGAGGUCACUAAAUAACGCAAUGCAAUCGAACGGUCCCUCAGGUGAAAAUUUACAGGGGCCAACUGUGACCAUUUCUGCUGGACCAGAUCCCAUUCCUGUUGAGAAUGGCAGCACUGCGAAGCUUGCAGAUAACGAUUAGGAAACAAUCAUUGAAGAGUGAUUUUUUCCCUAUCAAUAUUGGUGGCUGGUCUUACUCCUGAAAGCUAGAGAAAUGAGACAUGGGCAUAGGAGGGUGCAGCGUUCAAUAAGCUGAAGGCCAUCACCUUGUCGUGUUCAAUACAGUGGUUUGUACUGUUUUUCUGAUUGCGUUGAGCACAGGAUCUCUGUAGUUCUGUAUCGGAUUCCUUCUUAAAAGGAGUCUUGUCCAAACAAAAUCAGUGCCCCCUAUGGCUGUGAUCUGUAGAUCGCCAACAGGGAGUCGUGGGUGCAUACAUGACUGGCUGGAAACAUAGGGGACUUAAAAGCUUUAGUUAUCCUUCCGCAAAGGUAGCAUGAUGUGUUAGCUUACUGAAGCUCCUUUCUAUCUUUUUUUUUCUUGCCACUAAGUUUGUACUCCCUCUGUUUCAUAAUUGUCUCAAAUUUACCAAAAAAUGGAUGUAUCUAUUCCUAAAAGGUGUCUAGAUGCACGUAAGAUUUCGAUAAGAAUUAUGAAACGGAGAGAGUACUUGUUUUGUUUUUGCCAUUUUUGUUUGUUGUCACUGGGCUUAUCUCGCUAAUGCAUGCGUUUAAAACUGUGUAUGAUGGCAAAAACAGAAUGAGUGCAUGGCUUGGUUGUAAAACAAUUUUGCAUGUAAAAAAUGGUGUAGUUUUUUUUUCUUU
This is a messenger RNA of Brachypodium distachyon (stiff brome), 3832 nucleotides long. Its product is annotated as snRNA-activating protein complex subunit 4. NCBI's taxonomy places the organism in Eukaryota, Viridiplantae, Streptophyta, Magnoliopsida, Poales, Poaceae. Bases 210 to 3152 code for a protein of 980 amino acids. The record is from RefSeq and is a predicted model, not a curated record. The transcript is spliced from 16 exons.